AAAACUCCUGUUUGAUAUUCCAGAAAGAGAGACUGCUUUAAAAGGAGAGAAGAAAUGGCGGAUAGCACAUCUGCUAAGAGAUGGCUUCCUCUUGAAGCUAAUCCUGAUGUUAUGAACCAGUUUCUCUGGGGACUUGGCGUUCCACUGGAUGAGGCAGAAUGCUUUGAUGUUUAUGGAUUGGAUGAAGAACUUCUGGAAAUGGUUCCAAAGCUCGUACUCGCCGUCCUGUUCCUCUACCCUAUAACAUCACAGAGCAAAGCGGAGAAGAGAAAACAAGAUAGUGGAAUAAAGGAGCCUAGUGGACGAGUUUACUUUAUGAACCAAACUGUUGGCAAUGCCUGUGUAACCAUUAGGCUUCUUCAUGCUGUUGGGAAUAUCACUUUUGAGAUUAAACUUGUUGAAGGAUUGUUCCUGGAUAGAUUCUUUAAGUCCACUGCAAAAAUGGGUCCUUCAGAGCGUGCUGCAUUCCUUGAAAAUGACAAAGAAAUGGAGGUUGCUUAUUCAGUUGCAGCUACUGCUGGUGAAACAAAGGCUUUGGAUAAUGUCGACACACACUUCAUCUGCUUCACAUGCGUAGAUGGUAAGUCUUUCGCUCUCUCUUCUACCCUCCCCAUACAAAUGCAGUGAUUGUAAUAUAUAAUUCCAUGGAACUU
This is a messenger RNA of Olea europaea var. sylvestris, 653 nucleotides long. Its product is annotated as ubiquitin carboxyl-terminal hydrolase 3-like. Gene Ontology annotation, biological process: ubiquitin-dependent protein catabolic process; protein deubiquitination. Bases 55 to 627 code for a protein of 190 amino acids. Gene Ontology annotation, cellular component: cytoplasm. The transcript is spliced from 7 exons. NCBI's taxonomy places the organism in Eukaryota, Viridiplantae, Streptophyta, Magnoliopsida, Lamiales, Oleaceae. Gene Ontology annotation, molecular function: cysteine-type deubiquitinase activity. The record is from RefSeq and is a predicted model, not a curated record.